AUGUACGGCUAUCAUCUCUGGUAUUUUGAUGGCACCUGUAACAAGGGCGCCAUGAACCAGCUCAAACGGAUGCAGCAGAAAGCUGCUCUGUGGAUUAUGGGUGCCUUCCACACCUCUCCCACAGGCGGUCUUGAGGUCUUAGCAGGUCUCAUCCCUGUCCAUCUCAUGCUAAAGAAGCUGGCAGCAUGUGCAGUGUACCGCAUCGCAACCCUCUCAGACACUCACCCUCUCCGCUCUAUGAUGGGUGAGAGACUCCUCAAGCGGGCUGAACUUCAUGCCCGCUCUGCCGCCUUGAUAACCCCAGCUAUGCAAGGGAAGGUCAAGAGCACCGUCAUGGAGGUGGACGAGCGUGUCCAUGUUAAACUUAUGCAAUGA
Cyclocybe aegerita is the source of this 375-nucleotide messenger RNA. Lineage: Eukaryota; Fungi; Basidiomycota; Agaricomycetes; Agaricales; Hemipholiotaceae. The record is from the annotation of a GenBank genome assembly.